AAGUGGGGAGGUGGCUUCCCUUCCACACAUUUCCUCUGUUCCCCUAGACCAAGCUCUACUCGUCUAGAAUUUUCUGUGUUUCAUACCACAGAGAACCAGAAGGCAAGAACUAUCCAGUGGGCACAGGCACCGCAGCACAACAGCUAACAGGUCCAGCUGCUGUAACGGAUCCAUCAGCUGCCAGGAAGGCUAGGGGAGCUCCACGACACCACAAUGCAGAUGACCAACUCCAAGACUAACCCCUCCCCCCAGCUGGUGCUGAGUGAGGAACAGAAGCUACAGAUUCAUAAGGCACUCAUCGACCUCCAAAUUGAAACCAAUCGCUUAAGGGAGCAAUAUGAGACUGAGAGCUUUGAGCUGAAGUGUGAGAUUCUAACGCUGGAGAGCAGAGUCCUAGAGCUGGAACUGACUGGGGAGAAAGCUGGUCAUGAGCAGGCAGGGCUGGCAGAGCAGCUGAAGAUACUGGAAGGCAAGCGUCAGGAGCUGUCAGAUGCUUACAUCAGCCUUGAGAACGACUACCAGACCCUGGCCAAGCAACAUGAACAUGAGGUGCUCCAGAGGAAGGAGCUGAACUUAGAGCUGUUCGCCACAUCUAAGAAAAAACACUCUUUUCCAGCCCAGCCAGAACCAUCAUCUUCUUCCCAACCUUCAGAGCCUGGGGUAGCUGACAGGACAGCUGCCAAGCCAGAGAGAUCUUUGGCACAAGGGCUCACUCACCAGAAACUCAAGACAGAAGACGUCAUUGCCUCUGAACAGGAGCAGAAGAAAAUGGAGAAGAAGUUGCUGGCUAGCCAAGAGUACCUUCAGGAUGAGAUGGAAAAGAUGAAGCUACUGCAGAAGAUUCAUCAGGAGAAGCUGGAGGAGAGAGUGGCAGUGCUAAGAAAAGAACUCCAGGAUGCCAAACAGGAGAUCCGUGGCACACAGCACAAGAUGGAUGAACAGGCUAUGGCACUGUCUGCUUCCCAGAAGCAACUUCAAGAAGUAGAAAAGGAGAAUUCUAGACUGCAGCAACAGCUGAAGAUGAUGAAUGAAGAGUAUCGCACCAGGCUUCUGCACUAUGUGAAGAAGAUGGCUUCUUACAUGGACAGCACUACCCAGGGCCACCAAGGGCCUCAUCAGACAGAUGCUGCAGAGCCAGGAGCAAUGAAGAAACUCUUGGAUGGAAUGCUAAAUGACAUGCAAGCCUCAAACCGAAGCCGAGAACAACAACUAGCCAAGGUUGCCCGGAACUAUAAGAAGAGGAUGGAGAGCCUGAUGAAAAGUCACGAGAUCCUGCUCAAUGCCUACAGGGUCCACAGGGAGCAGAUUAAGGUCCGGGGUGGUCCCAACAUGGAACCUGGUCCUCCGGAAGUCCACUUCACCAUCAACAAGGUUGAUCUUCAGUCCAACCUAACCCAGGAGCUCAACAAGCUUCGUGAAGACAAGGCUCAAUUGGAGACUCAAAUUCAGGAACUGCAGGCCAAGAAUGGAUCCAUCAAAGCCACUGAUUUGGGGGCAUCUUUGCCACAGGAUGAAGUGGUCUGGGCCAAGAUCCAGAAGCAGCUUCAAGAGUUCACCCAAAACACUCAGAGUAAGCUAGAGAAGGAGAGAAGCCAUUUGUGGAGCCGGGCCUUGGUGGCAGAAGAACAACUCUCACAACUGCAAGAGUAUGUGGAUAAACACCUAGGCAGGUACAAGCAGGAGAUCUUGAGGCUGAGGAAGCUCCUGGGGAAUGAGUCCUCAUAGGCAGAGCCAGUUUCCUUAAAUCCCCAGAGCCAAAGCACCACCAACCACUAGCUGUGCCUGCUCCGCCUACUCCCAAGAAACAGCUGGAGGAACUGGCCCUAAAAGCCUAUGGGCAGGGAGCUCCACAUGGAUUUCUGGAGCAUUAGGGAUGGGAAUGUACUCUAAAUCUGCAGAUGGGAGGAGUCCAAUUUUCUCAGAAUUCUGUGCCUACCAUUACUGUUAAUGCCUUAUGCCUUUCUACAGUGGUGCUGGACCUUGAACUAGGCCAUCACUGCCACACCAGGAGCAACCUGGAACAAGACUCCAAACUUUGGGGCCUCGUACCCUGGAGUGCUCUGAGUUCUCUGUGCCCUGACGCCCACCCACGUUAAGGUAUGACUGGGCUACCUAAUUUGGUGUCUUUGAGGGGAAAAGAUAUCAGAGAAAAUGAA
This is a messenger RNA of Phascolarctos cinereus (koala), 2156 nucleotides long. The record is from RefSeq and is a predicted model, not a curated record. Lineage: Eukaryota; Metazoa; Chordata; Mammalia; Diprotodontia; Phascolarctidae.